This is a messenger RNA of Nezara viridula (southern green stink bug), 201 nucleotides long. The record is from the annotation of a GenBank genome assembly. Lineage: Eukaryota; Metazoa; Arthropoda; Insecta; Hemiptera; Pentatomidae.
AUGUACAGUAACCCAAAGGAUGGCAUGUGCGACACGUCGUGCGCUCAGUCGCACUUCUGCGCUGUCACACGGCUAGAGAACUCUGAAUACAGGAGCUGCCUGGAAGCAGCUGCUUCAGCCCUCUCCUCUUCGGCAGCUCCAGCUGUAGCCAUGAUCCUCCUCUUGAUCUUCUCCACUGCCUUCUACGUAGCAGUCACCUAA